AAAUAUCAAUUAAAAAGUUUUACUAAUGAGUUCAUUGUAUAUUGAGUUGUAGAGAAAUGUACAAUAUUCAUCUCUGAAUUCAUCCUCCAGAUGGCGCUGGUUAUUUUUAGGAUUUUUUAAGGUUGUGUAAAUGUAUUUUUCUAUAUGGGAAAUGAUUCUAUUGGACCAUGAAGAAUGCAUGUUUUCCAGGACACUGCUGGAAACCAGAUGUUUUGAUGGUAGUGUCUUAAUAAAUAUAUUUUUAUCCAUGUAAAAUAAGAAUAACGAUGAAUAUAAAAUAAAACACACCCUGAGGUGAAGAAUUCCCUUGCCUGUUUUACUUCUUAUUUCUCUGUUUCAUCACUACCUUGUACUUUCUUUAAGAUUUGGGACAAUUCAAAUAAUUUAGUUGCAGAGAGAAAGUGUUUUCUGUCCCUUUCUGAUUCUGGAACCUUCACCAGCACAACAGAAUUUUCAAAGGAAAACUCUUUUGAAGUCCUUUCUUUUUUUUUCUUUUGUCUCCCCCUCUCUUCAUCCUCCCUUCACCGUCUGUCAAGUUCAAGAGCAGCUCAGAUGUCAUGAAUUAAGUGAAGCACAAAAGGGGGAAAGGAGACCCUUUUGAAGAACAAAGGUCUCCCAUUAGGCUGCCGUGUUCUUUCUCUGACCAAAAUCGCUCCCUAUGUGGUUUCUGUUGCUGUCCACAUGCUCUGCACAUAAGACUCAAGAAUGAACAAUCCGUCAGAAACCAGUAAACCACCAAUGGAGAGUGGGGAUGGGAAUACAGGCACACAGACAAAUGGCCUGGACUUUCAGAAGCAGCCUGUGCCUGUUGGAGGGGCUAUCUCUACAGCCCAGGCUCAGGCCUUCCUUGGACACCUUCAUCAGGUCCAGCUCGCUGGAACAAGUUUACAGGCUGCUGCUCAGUCCUUAAAUGUACAGUCUAAAUCUAAUGAAGAAUCUGGGGACUCCCAGCAGCCAAGCCAGCCUUCCCAGCAGCCUUCAGUGCAGGCGGCCAUACCCCAGACCCAGCUCAUGCUGGCCGGAGGACAGAUCACCGGGCUCACGUUGACACCAGCCCAGCAGCAGUUGUUAUUACAACAAGCACAGGCACAGUUGCUGGCAGCUGCAGUGCAGCAUUCAGCCAAUCAGCAGCACAAUGCUGCAGGCGCUACCAUCUCGGCCUCCGCUGCGACACCGAUGACGCAGAUUCCUCUUUCUCAGCCAAUACAGAUUGCACAGGAUUUGCAGCACCUGCAGCAGCUCCAACAGCAGAAUCUCAACUUGCAACAGUUUGUGUUGGUGCAUCCAACAACCAACUUGCAGCCAGCACAGUUUAUCAUCUCACAAACGCCACAAGGGCAGCAGGGUCUCCUGCAAGCGCAGAAUCUCUUAACGCAACUACCUCAGCAAAGCCAAGCCAACCUCCUGCAGUCUCAGCCAAGCAUCACCCUCACCUCACAGCCAGCAACCCCAACACGCACAAUAGCAGCGACCCCCAUUCAGCCACUUCCACAGAGCCAAUCAACACCAAAGCGAAUUGACACUCCCAGCUUGGAGGAACCCAGUGACCUUGAGGAGCUUGAGCAGUUUGCCAAGACUUUCAAACAAAGACGGAUAAAACUUGGAUUCACUCAGGGUGAUGUUGGGCUCGCAAUGGGCAAACUCUAUGGAAAUGACUUCAGCCAAACUACCAUCUCUCGCUUUGAAGCCUUGAACCUCAGCUUUAAGAACAUGUGCAAGUUAAAGCCACUUCUGGAAAAGUGGCUCAAUGAUGCAGAAAAUCUCUCAUCUGAUUCAGCUCUCUCCAGCCCAAGUGCCCUGAAUUCCCCAGGGCUGGGUAUUGAGGGCUUGAACCGUAGGAGGAAGAAACGCACCAGCAUAGAGACCAACAUACGUGUGGCCUUAGAGAAGAGUUUUCUGGAGAACCAAAAGCCUACCUCGGAGGAGAUCACCAUGAUAGCUGACCAGCUGAAUAUGGAGAAGGAGGUGAUCCGUGUUUGGUUCUGUAACCGACGCCAGAAGGAGAAAAGGAUCAACCCACCCAGUAGUGGAACCAGCAGCUCUCCUAUCAAAGCAAUUUUCCCUUGCCCAACCUCACUGGUGGCAACCACGCCAAGCCUGGUGACAAGCAGUGCAGCUACUACCUUGACUGUCAACCCUGUGCUCCCUCUAACUAGUGCGGCUGUAACUAAUCUGUCAGUCACAGGCACAACAGAAACCACCACCAACAAUACAGCAACCGUGAUCUCUACAGCUCCUCCAGCUUCCUCAGCAGUGACUUCACCCUCUCUGAGUCCUUCCCCUUCUGCCUCAGCCUCCACUUCCGAGGCAUCCAGUGCCAGUGAGACCAGCACAACACAGACAACCUCUACUCCUUUGUCCUCCCCUCUUGGGACCAGCCAAGUGAUGGUGACAGCAUCAGGGUUGCAAACAGCGGCAGCAGCCGCACUACAAGGAGCUGCGCAGCUGCCUGCAAAUGCAAGUCUUGCUGCCAUGGCUGCUGCAGCAGGACUAAAUCCAGGCUUGAUGGCACCCUCACAGUUUGCAGCUGGAGGUGCCUUACUCAGUCUCAAUCCAGGGACACUAGGCGGUGCUCUCAGCCCAGCUCUCAUGAGCAACAGUACACUGGCAACUAUUCAAGCUCUUGCAUCUGGUGGCUCUCUUCCAAUAACAUCACUGGAUGCAACUGGGAACUUGGUAUUUGCCAAUGCUGGAGGUACUCCCAACAUCGUUACUGCCCCGUUGUUUCUGAACCCUCAGAACCUUUCUCUGCUCACCAGCAACCCGGUUAGCUUGGUCUCUGCAGCUGCAGCCUCCGCAGGGGCCUCUGGACCAGUCGCCAGCCUUCAUGCCACCUCCACCUCAGCUGAGUCGAUCCAGAACUCUCUCUUCACAGUGGCCUCUGCCAGUGGGGCCACAUCCACCACCACUACUGCCUCCAAGGCACAGUGAGCCGGGCUGAGCUGUGCUACCACCAGCCUGUUUCACUCUGCAGUGGGAUUGGCUGCCAGCUGGGUUUAUAAACUGAAAAAUGUGAUCGGCUUCCUCUCGCCAUGUUGCUGGGGACAAGGGAGAGAAGGAAAAAUGUAGAAAACAAAACAGGAAGGAUUUAAAGCUGGGACAGACAUUUGCCUAAUUUUAUAAUAAACACUGUCUUUUCAGGAUCGCUUCAUGGAUCGGAGAGCUUUCUAACCAAAAAUGUAAAAAAACAAAAAAACAAAAAAAAAAGUGAAAGGACUACUUAUCAUUUCCAGCAGUCACAAUGACAAGUUAAGGUGGGUUAUCAACUCAAACAUAGGAGGGGGUUUCUUAGUUCUUUUGGUCUAAAUAUCUUUUUUUUUAAUUAUCAUUUUAUAGGUCUGUUGUACAGGCCAUUAUGUCAUACAAGGUGUUUAUAAUCGUAUCAAUCGUGUUGGGGGUUCCUUUCUUAACUGGUACAAUUUAGGCAGGCCUGUAUUACUGGUGUAUCUCUAUUAUUAUUAUGGUUAUUGUUGUUGUUGUUAUUAUUAUUAUUUUUAUAUGUAUGGUUUGGACGCAUUUGUCUUUACUCCUGGAUUGUUUUCGGUGAGCUCCCAUGCCACAAGGAAGGGGGAGAGAAAGAGUGGACUACAAGGAGGCUUUCUGUCCUAAUAUCCUUGGAGUAUUCCUCAGUUUCCCCAUCCUUGAACUUGUUUCCCAGUGACUUUAUACCCAGAUAUCAAGAGAGAUUAUUUUCACCAUUUUGUAGGACACACCGUGUAGAGGUAGCAAGCUAUGUGUGCAAACUUCCAGGAUAGUCUGUGCUUUUAUGAUGAGGGAGGUGGAAAACACUUCUAUACUGCAGCUCUCCUUCAUUCAAUUACUUCAGCUAAUGCGCCAAAUUUUGCUCAGAAUUGCAUGUGUAUUGCUCGAUUUGACUUCAGAGAGCAGGAUUUCGCCCUUGGAGCCCAGACUAUUUCAGUCACUUGUUCUGAUGAUUCUACUGUAUUGUUAACAUUUUGUCCCUUUUAAAAAUAUAUCCUAGAAAUGCAAAGUUACCUGAGAGUGCCAGUAUCAAUAAUAUUUAAAGGCAUCCCCCGUCCAAGCUUUCUACCAGCUUAUUUGGCACAGGAUUUUGAAAGAUAAAACUGGCUUCUCUAUUCAGAGGAAUAGUCCUUGUGUACAGUGGUCUGUAUUGAAACAAUUUUCCACUGGCACUUCUGUCUACAGGAAUAGAUGGCAGGUCUAUUGAAACAGAAGUUGCUGUCUUCUUUCCUAUAUCACAACUGCAAGAAAGCGCUUGGCUUCCUUGCGUCCUUGUUCUGUUUUAAAUAGCUCGUAGGUUUUUUUAUCCACUACAGUGCUAGGUGCUUUGGAAAUAGGAGACAGUGACCAAUCAGCUGGAAUGGUCCAACCUGAUGUGGGAAAUAGCACCAGUCUAUCUAGUCAACACUGGGACUUUGCACACAUCUUGGUAUUCUCAUGUGGUCUCUGAGGAGUGAUGUUGCUCCCUUGAUCAGCAUGGCAAUAGCAUCUCUGACUAGAGACUCAGAGUUGUCUUGCUGCUGUAGCUGUGUUUCCAAUCCAUAUAGCAAGGGGCAUUUGAGAACAGAGAGUUUAUGAGAAUAGUUGGGGAAGAAUAGUAGGUUAUCCAGAGAGUAGUGGCAUAUUCUUUAAUAUGCCAAUCAAUUAUCUGAACCAAAAAGAUUUCUAAAAAGAGAAGACUGGAUCUCUGCAGUGCAGUUCACUUUGAACUUUCCAUUCCUGUUGGAUUUAAAAGUUUCUGCCAUGGGUUUAAAACAUCUACACAUUCAGCUAGGGAGGGUGUUGCGAGCACCUUCUGUAGGUUUUGCGGGUUUGUUCUUUGUUGCAGUGUGCGGGUGGGGGUGUCAGCAAAGAGUUGCAAAAUAUCAAGUUUAUGUAGUUAUGUUCACAUUUGCUGAUAAUUGGUGGGGAUAGAAUCUCUCACCACCUGAGAUCAAAGACAGCAACUUAAAUCCAACAUACGCUUUGGUCUGUGACCCAAAUGUGUGAGAUUUACAUUUAUAUUUAAAUGGCAGAAACUCUGAUCUCUUCUUUCCCUCACUUACGUUUUUCUCUGUUCAUCUCUCUCUCUCUCUCUUCACCUUCCUGUUAGUUACAUAGAUUAUUUAAACCAAUUAUCCAUAAAAUUUCAAAACUAGUGAACUGCAAGCAGGGAGACUAACAAAUGUCCGUCCACUGUUUUAAUGUGUUUUUUAUUUUUUGUUUU
Messenger RNA from Pelodiscus sinensis (Chinese soft-shelled turtle), 5188 nucleotides. The record is from RefSeq and is a predicted model, not a curated record. NCBI's taxonomy places the organism in Eukaryota, Metazoa, Chordata, Testudines, Trionychidae.